AUGGUAUGCCUCAACUGGUCUCCCUCUACCAAUUGCUGCCAUUGGCAAGGCAUAGCUUGUACAUCCCGCAACGGCGCUCCUCGUGUCACUCAUCUUUGGCUACCGGAAAAAAAUCUCUCUGCCACCUCCCUCACUCUACCAAACCUUCCUUUCCUAGCCCACAUAAACCUCUCCCACAACCAUCUCUCCGGCCUCCUCCCCUCUCUCCCUCCUCGCCUCCUCACUCUCGACUUGAGCUUCAACUCCCUCUUCGGCCCACUCAUCCGCACUUUCCCCAUCACCAUCCACACUCUAGACCUCUCAAGCAACCAUUUCAAUGGCUCCUUUGAUCCCACCUAUCUUCUCCCUCAACCAUCCAAUUUACUCAUCUUCAACAUCAGCAACAAUAGUUUCACCUCCUCCAGUCCUUCAUCAAUUUGCAACAUCUCCCCACUCAUCAAAAUCUUGGAUUUCUCCAUGAAUAAAUUCAUUGGUCCAUUAUCUCCUUCCCUCACCAAAUGCUCAAACCUUCAAGUUUUCAGAGCAGGCUCCAACUCCCUCUCCGGUCCACUGCCACGCGACCUUUACACCCUAACAAGAUUGCAAGAAAUCUCUAUGCCUAACAACCAACUUUCCGGGACAAUCAACAAGGUCAUUGUGAACCUUUCGGACCUCAUUAUCUUAGAGCUCCAUGUCAAUCAACUAAGUGGUGAGAUUCCUCAAAGUAUAGGGCUGCUUUCCAAAUUAGAGCAACUGCAACUCCACUCCAACAACCUCAACGGCAACUUUCCACCCUCUCUAACAAAAUGCACCAACCUCACCACUCUCCUCCUUCGCAACAACCUCCUCAACGGCCAAAUCUCCACUCUCAAUUUCUCCAAACUCCAACAUUUACAAACCCUUGAUCUCGGAAACAACACCUUCUCUGGUAAUAUCCCGGGCACCCUCUGCUUGUGCAAGUCCAUCACAGCAAUCCGGCUUGCCUACAACCAACUCAGCGGCGAAGUCCCUCCUUGUAUGGCCUCUCUCAAAUAUCUCAAACAGAUCUCCCUUACCGAAAACCACCUGUCCAACGUUGUGGGAGCCCUGAACACACUCAAACACUGCCAGGAUCUGGCAGUCCUCUUACUCGCCCGAUGCUUCCACGACGAGAGAAUGCCCAACGACGACCUGCUGCACCUCGACACCUUCAAGAACCUGCAGUUUCUGAGUCUAGGAGGGUGCAAACUCAAAGGCCCAAUUCCAGCAUGGGUAGGAUCAAUGCCAAGCUUGUACGUCCUCAACUUAACUCAAAACUCACUCACGGGAGAGAUCCCACGUGAGAUAACGCAGCUGCCGGCGCUGAUCUCCGACAACAGCAGCACAGACAUGAGCCAUCUCGUGUUGCCCUUUCUAUACGACAAUCUUCAGUACAACCAACUCUUCAACCUGCCACGCAGCCUGAAACUCGGGAGCAAUAGUCUCAGCGGCAGAAUUCCAACAGAAAUCGGGCAGCUGAAGCUCCUCCAAGUAUUGGAACUGAGCAACAACAAUUUGAGAGGCAGCAUUCCUGAGCAGCUGUCGAAUCUGAUAAAUGUGGAGAAACUGGACAUGUCAGGGAAUGAUCUGACGGGAGAGAUUCCGAAAUCGCUGACGAAGCUGCAUUUCCUGUCAGCAUUCAGCGUGGCGGAUAAUGAUCUGGAAGGGGAGAUUCCGAAGGGAGGUCAGUUUGAGACGUUUGGAAUUGGCGCGUUUGAAGGGAACACUAAACUGUGCGGUGAUGUGAUACACAGAAGCUGCGGCGGCGCGGUUGUGAUAAACAGGGCUAGGCCCGAUGCAGAAAAUGAUGGCGGGAGUAGAAGUAUUUGGUAUUAUAUGCAACUUCCUCUUGGAUUGGGAUAAUUUGUUGGAUUAGUUGGAGGUACUGCUCUACUCUUCUUCAAGAGUUGGUAGUCGAUUAUACUCCAUAUCAUAGUACUAUGUGUAUAUGCAAAUAAAUUACCACCAUUCUUUCUUGUUUAGGUUGGAAAUAUUACACACAAUCACACAAAUUAAUAAUGGAGGAUUUUUUUUCUUUAA
Salvia hispanica is the source of this 2037-nucleotide messenger RNA. The record is from RefSeq and is a predicted model, not a curated record. Lineage: Eukaryota; Viridiplantae; Streptophyta; Magnoliopsida; Lamiales; Lamiaceae.